AUGGCUUCCACUUUCGCAGCAAUCCUCCCAUCUCUCUCCCUAAUCAUGCUUCUAUCCCUCUCCCACCUCCAAGCAGCAACCCCUCCUCCUCCUCCUCAUCCUCGGCCGGCGCCCGUCCUUCCGACGUCCGCGAGGGACUUCCUCGCCGCCCACAACGCCGCCAGGGCGGCGGUGGGAGUCCCUCCCCUGACCUGGAGCCCGAAGCUGUCCGCCGCCGCGGUCAGGACGGCCAGGCUCCAGGCCAGGUGCCAGUUUGCCAACCUGACCGGCAGCCAGUACGGCGCCAACCAGAUGUGGUCGAGCGGCGGCGGCGCUGCGGCCCCUGCGCCACGCGCGGUGGUGGGGAAGUGGGUGGCGGAGGGGAAGUACUACGACCACCGCAGCAACACGUGCGCGUCGGGCCACAUGUGCGGUGUGUACACGCAGGUGGUGUGGAGGAAGUCAGGGCAGCUGGGGUGCGGCUCCGCCACGUGUGUGAAGGACAAGGCCAGCCUCACCAUCUGCUUCUACGAUCCCCCUGGAAAUUACGUUGGCGAGAGCCCUUAUUGA
This is a messenger RNA of Linum tenue, 549 nucleotides long. Lineage: Eukaryota; Viridiplantae; Streptophyta; Magnoliopsida; Malpighiales; Linaceae. The record is from the annotation of a GenBank genome assembly.